Messenger RNA from Bicyclus anynana (squinting bush brown), 2993 nucleotides. RefSeq lists its product as uncharacterized. The coding region runs from base 247 to 1473 and encodes 408 amino acids. Gene Ontology annotation, cellular component: transcription regulator complex. Gene Ontology annotation, molecular function: transcription coregulator activity. NCBI's taxonomy places the organism in Eukaryota, Metazoa, Arthropoda, Insecta, Lepidoptera, Nymphalidae. Gene Ontology annotation, biological process: regulation of transcription by RNA polymerase II. The transcript is spliced from 9 exons. The record is from RefSeq and is a predicted model, not a curated record.
UCAAGUGUCACCAGAGAAAUGAAGAAAUCUCCAAAUCAAUCAAACCAAAUCGAAAUCAAAUAUCCUUGACCCUUGUUAUAACUUGAAACUUGAAUUUGUAAUUUGUAUUGACUUUUUGUAAAUAUUCGAAAUAAUCUAAAUAAUAGCUUUAUUUGAAUCAACAAUACAAACUGGACUAUAAUAGCAGCCAUAUCUUGAUAAUCAAAGCACUAAAGUUCUAAACCCUCGAUCCUCACUGCAGGCCAAAUGCCCGCGGUCACAUCUACAACGCCUGAAGAACAGAAUGAUGCAGAUCAGAAAAUGUGGAAUGCUCUUAGAAGAUACAUAAUACGAGAAAGGCAGAGAAAGAAAGAAGAAUAUGAAGCUGAGGUGGAAGAAGAGCGAUUGAAGAAAGAGCGAGAAGCUAGAGAGAGACAGGAUGUUAUGACUUUGGAAGAAACAAAAGAACAAAUUGAUCAGCUGGAACUGAAACUGAAGCAGUUGGAGAAAGAGAAGCAGCAGUUAUUCAUGCAACUAAAGAGAGUGCUCAAUGAAGAUGAAAUAAGGAAACGCCAACAACAGAAAGAAACCAAUGAAAUGCAACCAAUGAAAAUACCAAUGGGCAACAUGCCUAUGCCGAUGUUCCCAAUGCCAACGUCUACCGGACAGGGUGAGACGCCUCAGACUCAGGGCAGACCUCCACCCCUUACGUCACAUGGACUCAAUAAAAACAAGCACUCGAACUAUAUGUUCGUUUCGCAACAGCAGAACAUGGUUCGGGGCCCGAUUCAGUCAAGUGUGAAACGUCCCCGCAGCCCGUCACCUACAUAUGCUCUGUAUACACACAGGCUGCACCAACCUCCGAUAAAGCAUCACCAAGUUUACUCUGACCAUAAGGUAGAGGAUGGUCGAAUGGGCCGCCAAAUGGCGCGCGCAGUUCUUUGGAACAAAUCCUCCCAAUACGGGUCGGGCGUGAGCGGAUCCAGUGUCCAAUCAGGAGCGUACUACGCAAUGCCCACGUCGGGGGUGGUGGUGACGGAGCGGCCGCCGCCAUUGUUGUACGCACAGCAUCCGCACACGCCGCACCCGCACACGCCGCACUCGCCGCACACGCCGCACACGCCGCACACUCCGCACACGCUGCACCAGCCGCACCACUCGGGCCUGUUGUAUGCACCCGCGCAACAACACAUGUACUUGGACAACAUGCUGAAGAGAGAAGGGCAACAACAGCCGGAACCGAAAAAGGAACCUCAGCCGCAAGUAUUGAUAGGUUUGAGCGAGGCGCACCACCCAUCGGUGAGCAGCGGAGUGGUGUACGCGCAGCCGCCGUCCUCCAGCAGACAUCUCUCCAUACACCCCACUGCGCCCGCGCAGCAGCAUUCCAACAUUCAGUCCGCAAAACCGGGUAGCAUAACCCAGGGUUACCCAGUGCAGCAGUCUAACCCGAAUGUACAGAACCCGAACAUGUAUCCCAACAGACACCGUUACUAGCAGCAACUUCACAGGCGCCACCACAAACGCUUCAGGCGGUGCGCUUAUAACUGAUACAAUAUUAGGAAAUGGACUUUUACAAUACUCUUUUGAAGUGUUACUGAAAAAUUGUAUCAGUUUUUGAUAGUUGUUCAUGUUGUAAUCUCAAGAUAUAUACAGGAUGCUGGGGAAAAUUUGUCAUAACUUUGGGGUUAUAUUCUUUACCGAAAAUUAUAUAAUAUGAUCAAGAAACACGUGUUCUAAAAUGGGGUAAAUAAUAUUUCUUUUGUAAAUAGAUCUUAAAAUGUGUCCCUUAAAAUGGAUAGUCAAAAUUAUUUUAAAUAAUAUAAGUGGACUCGUCAACACCUUAAAGUUAUGGGAAAUACUCCCGAGCACCCUGUAUAUCUCAAAAUAUAUAUAGAAAGUAUUUUGGAGUGCGCAAAUUUUUUAAUUUUGCAUAUAAACGAAAUUUAAUAGACACGUAUUUUAUUAACUAAAAUAUAUCCAAUAUGUCGUUAACUGAAGAUAUUUACUUUAAAACGGGUUUUUAGGAGGCCCGCCGCGGCGGUAGCGGUUGAAUUUUUUUUUUAUUAUAUUAUUUUUGGAUUCAGAAUUUGAAAUAAUACAUUAUAAUAUAAUAAGUACUGUAAAUCUAUAUAAUAAUAAUAAUAUCUUAUUAACGAUACAGAAGCAUCAAGAAAAAUUUGCACACUGUAAAAGGUAUCUCCCUGUAUAUCAUAUGAUAUAUUAUUCAUUUUUAUAGUAUGUAGUUUAUUGAGAAUAGGGUAAUUUCCAAAAUAAGAAAAUAUCUAUAAUUGUACAUUGUAAAAUGAAAUAGUUUUAGUAAUAAGCUAUCGGAAAAUGUAAAUUUUAGUUUACAAAACCAUGAAUAAUUAAUAAAUAGUUGUAAAUAAAUGACGUCAUUAUUUAGUGUUUUUGGAUAUGGAAUCUUUAAGGUAAGGGAAAUGGGAGUAGGAUGUAGGUAGUGUUUUGUUUAUUUAGAUUUCAUAUUUAUGUUAAUUUGAAUAUGUAUAAAUAAACAAAGACGUUAUUUCUAUAAAAUUAAACUUUUCAGUUACGUGCAUUUUAUGAAAUUAAAUAUCACUUGUCUUCUUGUUGACCAGCGUGGUGGACCAUCAGCCUAACCCUCUCAUUCUGAGAUUAGACUCGUUCUCAACAGUGAGCCGAAUAUGGGUUGUUAAUGAUGAAGACGAAAAGAAUAAAGUUAUCUGAAUAACUUGUAUUUAUAGAAGCAGAAAAGAAAUCGCGUGAGUCCACUUAAUAGUGUUAUUAAAGGUCUAUAAAAAGUUGUAUAAAACUAUAUAGAUUAUAAUUAUAUUUAUUGUAAGAUGAUACUGUAAGAACAGUAAAAUGUUAAUUUCAUAGUAAUUAAAAUAAGUUCAAAAGUGAUUAGGAAAGUUAGUUUAUUAGUAGUAAGUGUAGUAAUUAUAAUUACAUAUUUAAAAACAUAUAAAUAUAUUUCACUUGAUUAUGUAAUUAACAUUAAAUAAGUAAUUAUAUACAUUUUAUAACUGUAUAAA